Messenger RNA from Glycine soja, 686 nucleotides. RefSeq lists its product as uncharacterized. Bases 104 to 565 code for a protein of 153 amino acids. Gene Ontology annotation, biological process: innate immune response. The record is from RefSeq and is a predicted model, not a curated record. Lineage: Eukaryota; Viridiplantae; Streptophyta; Magnoliopsida; Fabales; Fabaceae. The transcript has 2 exons.
UCAUAUGUCCCCAUAAUGCCUUUAACCCCAAAGUCCAAACCAAAAACAUUUUGCUGAUUCUAAUCUCUCUCUCUCUCAUUAUCUAUCUUAUAUCUAAACUAGUAUGUUGUUGGAUUUUGGAGAUGAGCUGACGUUAGAUAGUUUCUGGAUUCCAUGGCUCAUAUGGAUUCAACUGUUAUUGUUCCUUCUUCUCCUUACCAUUCUCUCUUGUCACUCCAUCAUUACUUUAGAUCCCUCUCACCACACAACUUCUCCUUCUGCCUCUGCCACUGAUUCUGAUCUUCACACUCAACAACCCUCCAACCACCGUUCCACUGCUGUGACCAACCGUCUUCAGAGCACCCGGGGAGUAGAGAACACAAGUAUUAAAGGUGAGAUAGGAAUAGUGAGAGAAGAGUUUGCAGAAGGGGAGGCUUCAAGUUCGUCUGUGUAUUUCCUCCACCCUUGCUAUUAUUUCAACUUAGCCAAAGAAGCAUUCCUCAAAUGUCUUGGCCUUGAUUCUACAUCAUCUAAAUCUGAUGCUCCUUCAACCCAAAAACAUAGGAAACAAAACAAAGCUAGCUGAUCAUCAAAAUUAUGUUCUCAUUUAUUUAUGAAAUGUUUUCUCAUCAUUUUGAACUACUUUUUUCGGGUAAUGAUUCUUCCAUCGUGAGAAUUGGAAAGAGAAACAAAUUUUUUAAGUGAUA